ACGAGUAAUCUUUAGUGCUUUUAAACAUGUCGCUAUUUCUUCUAGUGUUGGUGUUAACGUUGAUUUGUAUUUUUGUGAAGAAGAAUUUGAGUUAUUGGGUUGAGAGAGGAGUACCUGGUCCUCAACCCUUACCUAUAGUGGGUAACAUUGGUAGAAAUAUCUUGGGAAAGGUGUCACAAGGACAAAUAUUCACAGAUAUAUACAGAACCUACCAGGAAUAUUCGUUUGUUGGAAUCUUCAGAGGAACUGUUCCAUAUUUACUUGUGAGAGAUCCAGACUUUAUCAGGAAUAUAAUAGUCAAAGACUUCAAGCACUUUCAAGAAAACAACGUUGCAGUAAAUGAAGACGUGGAUCCUAUUUUUGCAAGAAAUCCGUUCGUCAUCAAGGACAUCGCAGUAUGGAAAUUGAAGAGGGCACAGCUGAUAUCCUGUUUCUCAUCUGGAAAAAUGAAGAGGUAUUAUCCCUUAUUGGAAGAGUCUGCAAUGAAGAUGAUCAAAUACAUAGAAAACCAGUUAAGGACCUCUGCACCUUUAGAAUGCAGAGAGCUCAGUGUACGUUUCAGUCUAGAAAGUGUAGCUUCUUGUGUUUUCGGUAUAGAUGGCAAAUGUUUUGAAGAGGAUUACCCAAAAUUCAGAGAAAUGGCCGAUGAAGUUCUUUCGCCUAGAGGUCUGCUACGUGGCUUGAAACUUACAUUGAUAUUGUCCUGGCCAUCAUUAGCAAAACCUUUGAAGAUGAAAUUCGUUUCCAAAGAAGUAGAAGACAAAUUAUUUGGAACUGUGAGAAUGUCUCUCAAGCUGCGCAAGGAGAACAACGUUGUAAGAAAUGACUUUCUUGAUUACCUCAGCCAGCUUUCGUCCAACACGGAAUCAUUCAGCGAAAUGGAUCUCAUAGGACAUGCAGCUAGCUUUUUCAGCGGUGGAUAUGAAACUACCUCAAGGGCAAUGGGUUUCUUCAUAUUUGAGUUGGCAAUGAACCCUGAAUGUCAGGACAAACUCAGACAGGAAAUUAUCCAUUCUUAUGAAGAAAACGGAAACAAAUUCUCGUAUGAAUCAAUAAAUGAAAUGAGAUAUCUAGAUGCGUGCUUCAAUGAAAAUAUGAGGAAGAACGCCAUUUCUCACUACAUGACCAAAGUAUGUACAGAGAGAUACACGUUCACUCCUACCAACCCGGAAUACAAGAAGAUGUCGGUGACCUUGGAGCCUGGAACUCCUAUCAUAAUCCCUCUCAGAGGAUUACUCAGUGAUCCAAAAUACUGGAAUUCGCCUGAAAAAUUCGUUCCAGAGAGAUUUCUAGACAGAGAUAGCGUCCAUAAGUUCACUUAUUUGCCAUUUGGGGAAGGCCCCAGAAUAUGUAUUGGUCAACGUUUCGGUACAACCCAGCUGAAAGUUGUCAUAGCUCACCUCCUCAAGAACUUCGUGCUGGAAGUGAAUUCUAAGACACAAUUUCCUGUGAAAUAUAACCCUUUUCACAUUCUUCUAACACCUGUUGAAGGACUAUGGAUAAAUUUACGGAGGUUAAAAUAAAACACCUAUUAUAGAUAAUCUAUUGAUCGAUAUCAAUGUUGGCGGAAUUAUAAUCGUCAUGUUUGGUCUUAAAAUAAAUAAUUUCAAUCCAUA
Messenger RNA from Phaedon cochleariae (mustard beetle), 1616 nucleotides. Lineage: Eukaryota; Metazoa; Arthropoda; Insecta; Coleoptera; Chrysomelidae. The record is from the annotation of a GenBank genome assembly.